GGGAACCGAGGUCAAGGGGAGGAGGGGCGUGGAGGCCGAGAGGGAGAGUGGGCUGAAGGGUAGAAAUUUACCGGGAAAUGAUUGCAUUUGGGAGCUGUCUUUUUUGUGAUGGUCCCCAUGGUGACAAUUUGUGACGGCAAAGAAUGUGGGAACGGGGCGCUGCCGCCUGAUUGGGAUGCUUUGUAUCUGGAGAGGCGCUCCUGAUUGGCCUGAGGGGCCCCCCAGCUCCGGGGACUCGUCCUCCAUUCAGCCCGCUCGAGGGCUGCACAACUGCCUCCAGCCGGACCACGGAGCUUGCCGGCCGCGCCGGGCCUGGCCCAGGUCUGCGGCGGGGAACCUGCCGGGCCACCUUGGCGGGGCCCGGGGCCCCGCACCCUCGGUCAGCUCCGUGCCCUGCCCUGGAGCCGCCAGCCGCCUGCAGAGCCACCCUCUUCAUGGAAAGCCCCGUGCAGUGGUCCCCUGGUGAUGGCAUCCGACAGUGACGUGAAGAUGCUGCUGAACUUUGUGAACCUGGCAUCCAGCGACAUCAAGGCGGCCCUGGACAAGUCUGCACCCUGCCGCCGCUCGGUGGACCACCGCAAGUACCUGCAGAAGCAGCUCAAACGCUUCUCCCAGAAGUAUUCCCGGCUCCCGCGGGGCCUCCCCGGCAGAGGGGCCGAGCCUCACCUGAAAAGGGGGUCCGAGGACCGGCCUGGGAGGCUGCCCCUUGAUUCUGGCCACAGUUCCAGCCCCAGCGGGGGUGGGUGCUGCAAGGAGAAGGCGUUGGGGAACCCCUACAGGGAGGAGUGUCUCUCUAAGGAGCAGACCCUACACGGGCCGGAUCCAGAAGCUGCCAGGCCUGGCCAGGUGCCCAUGAGGAAAAGACAGCUGCCCGCUUCCUUCUGGGAAGAGCCACGGCCCACCCACAGCUACCCCGUGGGGUUGGAGGGGGGACUGGGCCCCAGGGAGGGACCUCCCUAUGAGGGUAAGAAACACCGCAAGGGCUUGGAGCCCCUGGGGCCCGAGACAGCCCCAGUGCCCGCAUCCCCAAGGGCACCCGCUGAAGAGGAGCCACUCAAGAUGCCUGGGGUCUCCCUGGUGGGCCGUGUCAAUGCCUGGAGCUGCUGCCCCUUCCAGUACCAUGGACAGCCCGUCUACCCAGGCCCUGCGGGGGCCUUGCCUCAGAGCCCGCUCCCCAGCCUGGGCCUCUGGCGGAAAAGCUCGGCUUCCCCCAGUGAGCUGGCCCACUUCUGCAAGGAUGUGGAAGGCCCCGGGCAGAAAGUGUACAGACCCGUGGUUCUGAAGCCUAUCCCCACCAAGCCGGCCAUGCCCCCGCCCAUCUUCAACGUCUUUGGCUACCUCUAGCCGGGCUGGGAGGGCCUCGGUCCCCACCCCUGGCCUGCAGGGGUGUUGGGGACCCCGGGAGCUCUCCUGGUGAGGAGUGGGCUGGGCAGUGGUGUGGCCUCUUG
Molecule: messenger RNA, 1448 nt
Organism: Balaenoptera acutorostrata (minke whale)
Lineage: Eukaryota; Metazoa; Chordata; Mammalia; Artiodactyla; Balaenopteridae
Gene: FAM181A
Product: family with sequence similarity 181 member A
Exons: 2
Coding region: 466-1344 (292 amino acids)
Source: RefSeq, a predicted model, not a curated record